Molecule: messenger RNA, 1876 nt
Organism: Bubalus bubalis (water buffalo)
Lineage: Eukaryota; Metazoa; Chordata; Mammalia; Artiodactyla; Bovidae
Gene: LRRC17
Product: leucine rich repeat containing 17
Exons: 4
Coding region: 271-1596 (441 amino acids)
Molecular function (GO): protein binding
Source: RefSeq, a predicted model, not a curated record
GGCUGGGGCUGGAUGCAGCCGGUUCUCUGGAGGACUUCUUUGCCUGCUGCAGGAAAGAGAAGGCUGAAAGACAAACCUGGGUGCAGCCGGAAAGGUCCAGAUAGAUGAGCUUGUGGCAUCCGUUCCCCAAAUUCAGGGACUGCCAUACCUCAGCUGGGUCUCAUUCUUCCUGAACUGCUUUAGUUAAGAUUACCCAAACUUGGAUUUCAAAGGAAUACUUUCAUUGUUCCAUCUGUCACACCAAGUAAUUGGGACCAGCUGGAUGUCAGGAUGCGGGUGGCGACCAUCGUAAUCCUACUUUUCUUUUGUAAAGCCGCUGAGCUCCGCAAGGCAAGCCCUGGGGGUGCAAGAAACCGAGUGAACCAUGGCCGGGCUGGUGGGAGCCAGAAAAGCUCCAACCCGGUCAAACGCUAUGCACCAGGCCUCCCCUGUGAGGUGUACACAUACCUUCACGAAAAAUACUUAGAUUGUCAAGAAAGAAAACUAGUUUAUGUGCUGCCCGACUGGCCUCAGGAUUUGCUGCACAUGCUGUUAGCAAGAAACAAAAUCCGCAUACUGAAGAACAGCAUGUUUUCCAAGUUUAAAAAGCUGAAAAGCUUGGAUCUACAACAGAAUGAGAUCUCCAAAAUUGAGAGUGAGGCUUUCUUCGGUUUAAAUAAACUCACCACUCUCUUACUGCAGCACAACCAGAUCAAAGUCUUGACAGAGGAAGUGUUCAUUUAUACACCUCUCCUGAGCUAUCUGCGUCUUUAUGACAACCCCUGGCAUUGUACUUGUGAGAUGGAAACGCUUAUUUCAAUGCUGCAGAUCCCAAGGAAUCGGAAUUUGGGGAACUAUGCCAAGUGUGAAAGCCCACAAGAACUGAAAAAUAAAAAACUGAGGCAGAUAAAAUCUGAACAGUUAUGUAAUGAAGAAGAAAGUGAACAAUUGGAGCCAAGACCCCAAUUGUCAGGAAAACCCCCAGUCAUCAAGACUGAGGUGGACUCUACUCUUUGUCACAACUACGUAUUUCCCAUACAGACACUGGACUGCAGAAGAAAAGAGUUGAAGAAAGUUCCAAACAACAUUCCUCCAGAUAUUGUUAAACUUGACUUGUCACACAAUAAAAUCAACCAACUUCGACCCAAGGAGUUUGAAGAUGUUCAUGAGUUAAAGAAAUUAAACCUCAGCAGCAAUGGCAUUCAAUUCAUAGAUCCUGCUGCUUUUUUAGGACUCACACAUUUAGAAGAGUUAGAUUUAUCAAACAACAGUCUGCAAAACUUUGACUAUGGUGUAUUAGAAGACUUGUAUUUUUUGAAACUCUUGUGGCUCAGAGAGAACCCUUGGAGAUGUGAUUACAACAUCCACUACCUCUACUACUGGUUAAAGCAUCACUACAACGUGCAUUAUAAUGGCCUGGAAUGCAAAAUGCCUGAAGAAUACAAAGGGUGGUUUGUAGGAAAAUAUGUUCGGAGUUACUAUGAAGAAUGCCCCAAAGACAAAUUACCAGCAUACCCUGAAACAUUUGACCAGGAUAUGGAAGAUGAUGAAUGGGAAAAAAUACAUAAGGAUCACACAGCAAAGAAGCAAAGUGUAAGAAUCACUAUUGUCGGAUAACAGAAUUGUUCUUGUUGCAACUAGUUUUGCCUUUGCUAUACUGGUGUUGGAAAACCGCAUGUUUACAUUUUGAUUAACUGUAUUACUUAUUUAUGCAGGAUUAUCCAACUAAAGGAAGGUUCCCUUGAUUAUUAUUGUUGCUGUAACAACAUAGUAAUCAAAGGAAUACUCUUAUCCUGCUUGCCUGCCUGUUUGCCGAACAGCUUUCGAUGAUGAUCCCACACUGGUAACCUGCAGGAGUUGGGUCCUAAUGAUGGCAUUAGAUUUUCAUAAUGUCCUG